AGAUGCGUCCCGACGAGCAGUGCUGACGCACUUCACACAUAUGCUGCUUUAUCCCUCACAAACGCGGCGAGAGGGGUUUGCAGCGCGCGAGAAUGUUUUAUGUGUUUUAUCGCAUCUCUUUGUUACAUGUUAAUAAUCAGCUUGCCAGGUGAACGCGGCGCGAGCAAGACGUAAUGACGUCGCAGCGGGCGGCUGCGCGUGCCCCGCAGGUGAGCCCGCUGGGGGGUUGAUCCCGUGUCCCCCCGGGGGAGCGCUGUCACGGGUUUGAUGAAAGGCUUUAAAGAGGGCGCGCUGAAGAAACCCGGCUUGGAGGCUGAAUGCGCGUCGAGGACCCGUCUGCACGCAGAGGGCGCGUGCAGGUGCACGGCUCCGUGCGGUGAAAGUUCGUCUCGUGCACACUGACUGCGCGCCUGGAGAAGGAGCCUCAUGUUUGAUGUAAGAAGCUCGUUUUGAUGAAAUGCAACUUUGAUGCCGUGAGCAGGAGAUCGCCAGGUGGGGAGAUGAACGUGCCUGUCAUGUGUCCGAGGGUCCGCUGAGGGAGCCGAAACACCUUCGUCACCUGUGUGUGUGUGUGUGUGUGUGUGUGUGUGCGCGCGCCGUGCUGGGCUUCCGGGAAGGACACCGGCGGCGGGUUUGAACCCGGCAUUUCGAAGCCCCGCAGUUUACGCGGAGAGCCGGGAGGGACCCUUGUCCCGGCGCGUGGACCACAGUCAGGGCGAGGGCGGGCUUCUCGUGGGGGACAGCGCGCGACCAUGGCAGCGGUGACAUCGCAGGGGUCCCUCGGAUCGCCGGCUUUUCUGAAGGAGUCCGUCUGAGAAGCGCGGGAUGCCCGCGGCGGCGCGCGACGCGCGGGUCAGCUCGUCCCCGGCGGUAGCGGCGAACGCGGAGGGGGAUGAGAUCGAGGUGCUGGAGAGCAGCGACGUCCUUCCAGCGGCCCCGGAGGACCAAUGGAAAUCUCUUUUCGACAAGUAUGACCCUGAAAGCUCAGGUUUCAUCAGCACAGAGCGCUUCCGGGACCUGCUGGCAGCCCAUGGGUCAGAGCUGGACCCCCACAAGCUGGAGGUCCUGUUGGCACUGGCGGAUGGCAAUGCUGACGGGAAGAUCUGCUACCAAGACUUCGUCAACCUGAUGAGCAACAAGCGCUCCAACAGUUUCCGACGGGCCAUCCUGCAAGGGGGACGCCAGCUCAAGGGGGCCGCCUUGAGAGAGGAGGUGGGCUUGGGCCUUUCGCAGCGGCUGGUGCGCCACAUCGCCUACGAGACACUACCUCGCGAGAUAGACCGCAAGUGGUAUUUCGACAGUUACACCUGCUGCCCUCCGCCCUGGCUCAUCCUGGCUUUCACCAUUGCGGAGGUGGCAGUGUUCGUGUACUAUGGUAUGCAGCUGGACCGCUGGGUGCUGCAGGUGUCCGAUCCUCAGUUCCUCAAGGGGCCUCUGCCAUACCACCCCCAGCUGCGCUCGCAGGCCUGGCGCUACCUCAGCUAUGUCUUCAUGCACGCUGGGAUAGAACACCUUGGGCUCAACAUGGCCAUGCAGCUGCUAGUAGGGGUCCCCCUGGAGAUGGUCCAUGGCGCAGUGCGGAUCGGCCUUGUCUAUGUCUGCGGGGUUCUGGCAGGAUCCUUGGCCGUGUCUGUCACCGACAUGACGGCUCCGGUGGUGGGAUCAUCAGGAGGGGUCUAUGCUCUGGUGUCAGCCCACCUUGCCAACGUUGUUAUGAACUGGUCGGGGAUGAAGUGUCAGUUUAAGCUGUUCCGGAUGGCCAUGGCACUAGUCUGCAUGAGUGUGGAGUUUGGGCGGGCUGUGUGGCUUCGCUUCUACCCCCCAGCCUUCCCUCCUUGCCCCAACCCAAGCUUUGUGGCCCACCUGGGCGGGGUGGCUGUGGGUCUGACGCUGGGUGUGGUGGUCCUGCACAACUACGAGCAGCGGCUGCAGGAGCAGUCCCUCUUCUGGAUCUUCUUCUGUGUCUACAUGCUCUUCGUCCUCUGCGCUGUCUUCUGGAACGUCUUUGCCUACGGCCUGCUGGAUGUCAAGCUACCUCCGUCUCCUUGAACGAGAGAGAGAAACAGAAAGGGAGAGAAAGCAUGUUUGCUGAUGUGGAACUCUGCCCCAGUUUGCAGCUGCCAGGGUGUAAACCAGCGUGGUAUGACCCACUGCCAGGGGUAUAGCCUGUCAUCUCACUCCUGUGAGACACGCCUAGUCUGGCAGCACCUGCUUUCCUCCACAAGGUGCCUAAACACAUCUGCACUUAUUAUGAUGGCAGCAGCAAUGGAUGCGAUGGCAGCGGUGGGGUGUUUAAAGAGGGACGGGACUUUUCUUUCAAAGCCACCUUCUUGAAACACAAGCUCAAACUGGGGUUAUGUAAAAAGUAUAAAUCCAUCAGGUGGUAAAGGACAGACAAGGUGUGGAUCUGUUUUUACCUCACAUGGUUCUGCCAGUGCAUAACGUUAUGUGGUAGAGGCCUGUGUUUUCUGUGCCAUGUAUGAUGAGAAAAAUUAUAUAACAUUUUAUAAAAUCUAGUUUUGAUGCAAACCAAGGUUGCUUCAAAUUAUUAAUGGCAGACAGACAUUAAUUAUCGUGACCUAAAAAAUGUAUGAGUGUGUGUGAAUGUGUAAAUAAUGGCAGUGGACUUUGUGUAUCAAGAAAAUGCUCAUAUUUUGUGUUUAUAAAAAAAAAAAUAAUAAUGAAAAUUGCCAUUUUACCUCUAUGUUCCUGAAUGAUUUGCCAAAAUUAAACUACAGGUGUCAGAAAAAGAGCGGGACGCUUAAACAGAGCUAAUUUCAGUAUUGCAUAUUGUGUUGAAAAUGUGAUUUUCUGCUAAACUGUUCUGCAAAAAGAAAUGAUUGAGACUGAUGACCAAAAGGCUCUGCAAGCUUAAAGUAAUAUGUAAAUGGAGCAUCCUCAGUCAAGAAUGUAGCAGAACAAGUGACGUGCCGUGGUAAAGCGUGUUCUCCGUGUGCUUACUAUGGUGCUGCUCUGUGCUUCAUCCCUCCGUUGAUUUAGCUGCCCUUCAGCUGCGAACCCCUCUAACGUGAGACAUCUACAUGACGUGGGCAUCUGCAGUGCCAGUCCAAAGUAUGAGUACACCUUGGCACCCGAGAAAACACGCGUAUGGGACGAACGGGGCAGACAAAUCGCAGCAAAAUCUUACCCACAAGUGUUCUACAUCUCUGGGAAUUGCUGCAGAAGACCUGAGAAGACAUGGUCACUCAUUACCUGAUCGAACUUGUAAACCAGAUGCCUUGUGAGAGGAAAAAAAAAAUUGUUUCCAGCAAGUGCACUCUGAGUUUUGACUGGUACUGUAUAUGUUUCUCUCAUCUAAUGAAUAAUACGACAGGUGUCAGAAAUAAACGCUGAAAAGCGUAAUUUGACCACACCCUACUAAGGAACAAGUACGGCGCUACAAACGUUAAGUCGCACGACAUCGUAAUAAAGAGGACAUGAACGUCGCGUUCUCAUCUUAACAUGGUCAUUCAUACAAGACUAACGGUAACAAGUGGUACGUUUUACAUAAAUACCAUACGCUUAACAUCUAGAGCAUACGGUUUUCGUAUCUGGAGAUUGCAUUUAAGGGCUAUGACACCAAGUUUGGAGACUAUUUUUAACAUGUGCAUAUUUUGUAGACUUGGUAUGUAAAUAUUGGAAUACAUUAAACAGUUUUCUAAUUUAAAAA
Scleropages formosus (Asian bonytongue) is the source of this 3670-nucleotide messenger RNA. RefSeq names its product rhomboid, veinlet-like 3 (Drosophila) (gene rhbdl3). The transcript is spliced from 10 exons. The record is from RefSeq and is a predicted model, not a curated record. Gene Ontology annotation, molecular function: serine-type endopeptidase activity; calcium ion binding. Gene Ontology annotation, cellular component: membrane. Bases 826 to 2049 code for a protein of 407 amino acids. Lineage: Eukaryota; Metazoa; Chordata; Actinopteri; Osteoglossiformes; Osteoglossidae.